UGCCCAUCAUGGUUGCUACAGAGGCUAUGGCUGAUGACGCAGAAUGUCCUGUAUUCGAGAUCAAGCAAGAUUUUUUUCAAGAAGCAAAAACUCUCAUUGCCCAACAUUAUGAGAAAAUAAAUGAGAAUAAAGUUCAAAGUACUUCUAUAAAUGUUUUUAAAAAUAAACAUCAAACCCCCAAAUCUGGCAAAUUCAUACCUUUGGAGAUUAAAAAAAAGGAAGCACUUGAUGUGGUCCAAGAAUUUCGGACAGCACACAGAAGUAUUUGUUUUCCCAAAUACCUGUACAAAAGUGAACAUUUUAAGGAGCCCUCACAACGAACUUCUUUCAAGGAGCCAGACAUUUUUAAUGUAAAGGAAAAAUUCAAGGACUGUAUGGAUCUAAUCACGAAAGAACAAGUUAAACUGGGUAAAAUAGUGACAAAUAUUGAAUCAGUGGGUAAAAAAAUGGAGAAAGAAAAGCAUCAGCACCAUGGGAAGUCCAGAAAUAAAAUGUGAGACAUACUUCACCCCCCCCCCCUUCACCUACCUUGGGCUCCAAACUCAGCACAGAUGGAAAAGAUUAAAAAGCCAGACAAAACAUUCUCCGAUUGGAAAGGAAUCAUGCCAACAAAGUCUUCCCGUUUGACUCCUCCCCCAAGCUGGCCUAGUUUGUAUGGGUCAUCAUCAGUGUUUCGGGAUUACUAUAAGAAGAUCUGCAGUGAAAUCUGUAAUGAAAACAUACUAAUAGUUUUCAAAAUUUUCACAAGUUUGCUUAAGAAGGAACAACAGCCUAUCAAACCAAAGCCAGGACCAAAGCCAGGACCUGGGCUGAAGUCUAUUCUAAGUAAAAGUGGAAAACUCGACAAUAAAGUUAAAAGGAUUGGACCACACAUAGAAAUUUUCCAAGUGUUCCGGGAAAGGACCAAACUCAUAAAUAACAAAAAAGUAGUUAGAAUGAUCACCAUCAUGCAAGCCUAUGUCAGAGGAUGGCUUGAACGCAAAAGAUUGCAGAGAAUAAUGAUCAAGGCUUUGUCUCAUGGACCAAAUUUGAGAGCAGUUAUAAAGAUGUAUCAUAGACAGAUCCAUCGUGUUAAAUAUCGACUUGGUCUUUGGAGGACAAGACAAAUUAUAAACUUUGCAGAGCUAGAGGAAUGGAUGGACAGAAAAAAGUUCUAUGAAACAAUGUUUGCUAAGAGAGAAGAUUGGCAAGGAUUAGAAAGAAGUGAGCUCCUCAAAUUCUUCAAUGACUGUGGUCAUUUCCCAACCCAGCAGCAAAUUGACGAGGUUUGGGACCUGGUCCAUAGAGACCAUGAGAAAUAUUCUGAACUCAUCAAGAAGUACAAUGCAAUUGAAAUGUUAUUUACGCUCUAUCCUCCUCAAGGUGCCCAUGUGCAUAAUAAUAUACGACUUAGGUCAACUUGGCUGAGACCCAUAGUAAAUGGGGAAGAAGGAUACAGAUAUAUAAUGAAUGGACAUCCAAUACUCAAGAGAGCUAACAUCCGAAUUGUUGGAAAGUUAGUAUCCAGAUCUAUAAGAGAAAGGAAAAUGAGACAUUUAUCGCGAGAAGUAGAAUAAUGUUUCAAUACAAUUUUAUUAUCUUAAGAGUUGAACCUUUCUACCCAAA
Molecule: messenger RNA, 1605 nt
Organism: Neogale vison (American mink)
Lineage: Eukaryota; Metazoa; Chordata; Mammalia; Carnivora; Mustelidae
Gene: IQCM
Product: IQ motif containing M
Exons: 17
Molecular function (GO): protein binding
Source: RefSeq, a predicted model, not a curated record